AUGAAGUUCGUGGUCUUGGCUUUGUUUGUUGCUGGCGCCUACGGGUGUGGCCUCCCCACCUUCCCCCCCAUCCUCAGCAGAGUGGUUGGUGGAGAUCAAGCCCGCUGGCACAGCUGGCCCUGGCAGGCCUCUCUGCAGUACCAGAGCGGCAGCUACUUCUACCACUCAUGCGGUGGAACUCUGAUCUCUGAUCAGUGGGUCCUGACUGCUGCUCACUGCAUCGGCAGUCGCACCUAUAGGGUCCACUUGGGAAAACACAACAUAAAGUUGAAUGAGGACGGUUCCAUCGCCAUCAGCCCUGAGAAAAUCAUUAUCCACGAAAACUACGACUCCAAAAAGAUCCGUAAUGACAUCGCCCUGAUCAAGCUUUCAACUCCCGUCAAAUUUUCCAACACAAUCAUGCCAGCCUGUCUUCCCAGUUCUGGUGAAAUCCUGCCUCAUGGUGCCCCCUGCUACGUCACCGGCUGGGGACGGAUGUGGACUGGAGGUCCUCUUUCCAACACCCUGCAGCAGGCCCUCCUCCCUGUGGUCGACCACUCCACCUGCUCCAGGUCCGACUGGUGGGGCAGUGUGGUCACCACCGACAUGCUCUGUGCUGGAGGAGAUGGACUGGUGGCGAGCUGCAAUGGAGACUCUGGCGGUCCCCUGAACUGUCAGAACGCUGAUGGCUCCUGGGGUGUCCAUGGAGUGGUGAGCUUUGGUUCAAGUUUGAGCUGCAACUACGAGCAGUUGCCCUCCGUCUUCACCAGAGUCAGCGCCUACAUGUCCUGGAUCAACAAUGUGAUGACCAAGAACUAAGAUGUGGAUUCAUCUUUGGAGAACAUUGUGGAGGGUUGCACCAUGAAAUAAAGAAUGGAGUGGUUAAUA
This is a messenger RNA of Acanthochromis polyacanthus (spiny chromis), 867 nucleotides long. RefSeq names its product chymotrypsin-like elastase family member 2A. Lineage: Eukaryota; Metazoa; Chordata; Actinopteri; Pomacentridae. Gene Ontology annotation, molecular function: serine-type endopeptidase activity. Bases 1 to 798 code for a protein of 265 amino acids. Gene Ontology annotation, biological process: proteolysis. The record is from RefSeq and is a predicted model, not a curated record. The transcript is spliced from 8 exons.